AUGCUUACAAUUCGUGAUGAAGGUCCAUAUUUAGUAUAAGAACUUGAUGUUUCUUUGGAAUAAGAUAAUGCUAUCAUUAUAGAUGAAUCAGAUCUUGUAAUUUUAAUACCUGAAGAUCAACUUGCUAAAACAAAAAAGAUAAAAUUUAGUAAGAAAAAUAAAAAAGAAUAGAAUAAAUUAUAAAUAAUCUAAAAUAUGGAUUGUGAAUAAAUAUAACUUAAGAAAGAAAAGAAAAAAUAGAAGUUGAAAAACAUUUAAUGUAAAAACAAAUUUUUCAAAGACAUGAAAAUGGUUUGUCCAGAAAUAAUCCAAAAUAAUGAAUUAAACAAAAUCCCUUUAAAAUUUGGUAAAAUUGCUGAGUAAUCAUCUAAUGAAUCAAAAGCAUUCAAAUCAAUGAUGGAACAUGUAUAAUAAUAUAAAGAAUAAGUUAAUUGGUCUAAUAGAAAAGAUCAUAUAUAGAUUCCAGAGAAAUUAUUAAAAGAUGAAAUUCAAGAUAUUGAAGUUUUUAUUCCUAAAAUGAAAGGAAUAAAUGAUUCUAUUUGCUCUAACACUUUAUAUUUAAAUAAAAUAAAGGACAAAAAACUUCAUAUUUCUAGUUCAUAAGAGUGUAACUUAGAUAUAUAACAUCCACAAAGUAAAUAAAGAGAUACUUAUCUUCAAUAUUUAAAAGACAUCUAAAUGAAUAGAAUAAUUUCUCAAAACAAAUAAAUACCUUGA
This is a messenger RNA of Paramecium sonneborni, 717 nucleotides long. The record is from the annotation of a GenBank genome assembly. Lineage: Eukaryota; Ciliophora; Oligohymenophorea; Peniculida; Parameciidae.